Messenger RNA from Tetranychus urticae (two-spotted spider mite), 3972 nucleotides. RefSeq names its product Ran-binding protein 16 (gene Ranbp16). Gene Ontology annotation, cellular component: nuclear pore; cytoplasm. Lineage: Eukaryota; Metazoa; Arthropoda; Arachnida; Trombidiformes; Tetranychidae. Gene Ontology annotation, molecular function: nuclear export signal receptor activity; small GTPase binding. Gene Ontology annotation, biological process: protein export from nucleus. The record is from RefSeq and is a predicted model, not a curated record.
UGUCAUCACAGGCAGUUUUUAAUUAAAUUAUUCAGCUCUAAGAUGAGAAUUGAACAGACAGUCGAUCCUCUUUCUAGCAAUUUAUUUAUAAUUUAUCACGUUAGAUUUGCCAAUUGUUAACAUAAUUAAUAUAUUUUGAUACAUUUUAAAGCUAAAGCCCAUCAAACUACUCUCUAUCAUUUCUCUCGCAUAUAUCUUCAUCUUCCUUUCUUUCUGCUCUUUCUGCCUUUCAUUCUCUCCUCUUUCUUUCUUUUUCAUGUGGACCGAGUGAUUCCUAAAAUUUAGCUCGCCUUUUUCUUUAUCUUACACCGACUAAAUUGCUUCAGUUAAGGUUAUUUCUGGGUUAUCAAAUGUUUUGUAUUUAACUGGCUACAAUAUUAACUAUCCAUUAUGGCAGAUGAACAGGAAUUGACACAGUUGGAAUUGUUGUGCAAACAGUUAUAUGAAACGACUAGUAGUGAGGAACGAAGUAAGGCUGAAUCAUCUCUGGUAGCUUUCAGCAACUCUCCUGAUUGUCUUAAUAAAUGUCAAUUGCUUUUAGAAAGAGGAGUGUCCUCAUAUGCUCAACUGCUGGCUGCUACUACAUUAACAAAACUUGUAAGCCGGACACCUAGUGCUCUUUCUCCUCAACAACGGUUAGAUAUCCGGAAUUACAUUCUCAACUAUCUAGCCACUCGGGGUAAACUAGCGCCUUUUGUUACUCAAGCAUUAGUUCAACUGUAUGCUCGAAUAACCAAGACAGGAUGGUUCGAGUGUGUAAAGGAAGAAUAUGUCUUUAAAAACGUCUUACCACAGAUUAGGCCAUUUCUCCAGGAAUCGAACUCAGUUGAAUAUUGUAUAAUUGGUGUUCAGAUUUUGUCUCAAUUAACUUGUGAGGUUAAUCAAAUAAGUGGAGAUGAAGCAAGUCGAUCAAUAGCUAAACAAAGGAAAAUAGCCUCAUCAUUCCGGGAUUCACUUUUAUAUGAAAUAUUUCAAAUAUCACAUGAUUAUUUGAGGCGAGCUUUGGAAAGUUGGAAAAACACCAAUUUUGAAGAUCAAAAUCAAAAAACAUUGAUUCAUCAUCUUCUUCGGCUUUCUCUUUCUUGUCUAUCAUUCGAUUUCAUCGGUACCUCACCAGAUGAAUCAUCAGAUGAUCUUACAACUGUUCAGAUACCAACUAAUUGGAAGCCAGCUUUCUUGGAUUUUAAUACUCUCCAACUCUUUUUUGAUCUCUACCGAUGCUUACCGUCAGCUUUAUCCCCAUUAGCUCUCUCCUGUUUGGUUCAAAUUGCUUCAGUUCGACGAUCACUUUUUAGCAACCAAGAACGUGCCAAAUUUCUGAUGCAAUUAGUCAACGGUGUCAGAUAUAUUUUGGAAAACCCAAGUGGCUUGUCAGAUCCCAACUGUUAUCAUGAGUUUUGUCGAUUAUUAGCACGUCUCAAAUCCAACUUUCAGCUUAGUGAACUUGUUAAGGUUGAGGGAUAUGCCGAAACCAUUGCUCUAAUCACAAAAUUCACUGUAACAAGUUUACAGAUGUGCCAAUGUCCACCUAAUUCAAUUCACUAUUUGCUGAAUCUCUGGCAAAGGAUGGUUGCAUCAGUACCAUAUGUCAAAGCUCAAGAGCCACAUCUCUUGGAAACUUACACACCUGAAGUUACAAGAGCAUACAUUACUUCACGAUUAGAUGCCGUAGCUCAAAUUGUUAAUGAAGGUUUAGAUAGUCCAUUUGAAGAUGUUGGAAUGAUUCAACAACAACUAGAGCAACUUUCAACAAUAGCUCGUUGUGAAUAUGAGAAAACAUGUGCUCUUAUCGUCCAACUGUUUGAUCAAACUGCACAAACAUAUCAAGAACUUAUUCGUGCAAAUCCGUUAUCAAGAGUCGAAGUAUCUACAGCAGAAGGACAGCUUACCUGGCUUGUCUAUAUAAUAGGUGCUGCUAUAGGAGGAAGAGUAUUUUUAAAUAGCACCGAAGAGCAUGAUCAAAUGGAUGGAGAGUUAGCUUGCAGAGUCUUACAAUUAAUGCAAUUAACUGAUGCUAGGCUAGCUCAGGGUGGAUACUGUGAAGAACUGGAGUUAGCUAUUCUCAGCUUUUUUGAACAAUUUCGUAAAAUUUAUAUUGGUGAUCAAGUUCAAAAAACAUCCAAAGUUUAUCGACGCUUAUCAGAAGUAUUAGGACUUAGUGAAGAAACACAAGUUCUCAGCAUAUUCGUUAGGAAAAUAAUUACAAAUUUGAAGUAUUGGGGUAUUAGUGAAAUGAUAAUUACAAAAACUCUCCAAAUUCUCAAUGAUCUAUCUGUUGGAUAUAGCAGUGUAAGAAAACUGGUCAAAUUAGAGGAAGUACAGUUCAUUCUAAGCAAUCAUGCAAGUGAUCAUUUCCCAUUCCUUAGCAAUGCAGCACCUAUCAAUCAAAUGAGAUGUCGUUCAACAUUUUACACUUCGUUAGGAAGAUUGUUAAUGAUUGAUCUAGGAGAGGAUGAAGAAAAGUUCGAAGUUUUCAUGCGACCUCUCACAGUGGCCUCUGAUGCUCUUGGUGCUAUGCUUCUUUCACCUGAUCCUUCAAUUUAUAACACAGAGGAAGCAAAGAAAGCUUUAAUAGGUAUUGCCAGAGAUCUUCGUGGACUCGUUUAUGCAUUCAAUACCAAAACCAAUUACAUGAUGUUCUUCAAUUGGAUAUAUCCUGCUUAUACACCAAUUUUCCAUCGAGCCAUUGAUUUAUGGUAUCAUGACCCUCAAGUCACUACCCCGGUCCUGAAACUUAUGGCUGAACUUGUCCAAAAUAGAUCCCAAAGGCUUCAAUUUGAUGUUUCAUCUCCUAAUGGUGUUCUAUUGUUCAGGGAAACAAGUAAAAUGAUUGUCAAUUAUGGUAGUCGUGUUCUAACCAUGGGUGAUAUACCAAAGGAACAGAUAUAUCAAAUGAAACUAAAAGGUGUAUCUAUAUGCUUUUCCAUGCUUAAAUCUGCUCUUUGCGGUGGUUAUGUCAAUUUUGGUGUUUUCAGAAUUUAUGGUGACUCCGCUUUGGAUGAUGCCUUAAAUAUAUUCAUCAAACUCCUGCUUUCGAUUGCACAAACUGAUCUACUUAACUAUCCAAAGUUAAGCCAAACUUAUUAUGUUCUUUUGGAAUGCCUAGCGCAGGAUCAUAUGAAUUUCCUUGCACAUUUAGAGCCUCAUAUAUUCCUGUACAUCUUGUCAUCGAUCUCUGAAGGCCUUAACGCUUUAGAUACAAUGGUGUGUACAGGAUGCUGUUCAACUCUUGACUACAUUGUGUCGUAUCUGUUUAAAAUGUUAUCAAAAAUGAACACUUCUUCUGUUGUUCGAGAGCAAGAAACUUGCCUCAAAGUUUUGAAAAUGAGUCCAGAAAUUUUGCAACAAAUGUUAGCCACCAUUUUAAAUAUAAUCAUGUUCGAGGACUGUAGAAAUCAAUGGUCGAUGUCAAGGCCUUUGCUAGGACUAAUUCUUCUAAAUGAAGAUUAUUUCCAACAGUUAAGACAACAAUUAAUUUCAUCACAACCACCCGACAAGCAAGCAGUUAUGGCCCAAUGGUUUGAUAAUCUUAUGAGAGGAGUUGAAAGAAAUCUUCUCACUAAAAAUCGAGAUAGAUUUACUCAAAAUCUUUCUUUAUUCCGUCGUGAUAUUAAUGAUUCAAUGAAAGCCCCGGCUCUAUACAGCAACUCAACAAUAAAUUUCCCUGAAGCAUCAGCAAUGAUGAGCUGUUCGUGAACCACUUUCAAAGUUCUUAUUUUUGCUAUUAAAUUGAAACAAAUUCGCGAAAAAUUGCUCUGUAAGAUUUCUGGAAUAAAACUCAACGCAAACAACAUAAAUGCCCUUCUUCUGGACCACUGCGAACUCAUUUUUCUCACUUGCUUUCUUAUCCCUUUAUCUGUUCUCUGUUUUUGUCUCUAUCUCUAUUGUACCAUCUAUGGAUAUUUUUUUAAAAUUUAUUUAAUCAUGAUCGUUUUUCCUCCAGAAAUAAAAGAAAAAGUUUAUUGAAAAAAA